GGCAUUUGUUUUAUCACGAAUCCACUUAAAUGGAUUAUAAACAACCAUCAAUCACACAAUGAUAAAUGAUAGGAGUAGAUAAUUUGGAUUUAUUCUGGUGAUGCUUCUACAUUUAUUAUAUAUAUAUAUAUAUAUAUAUAUAUAUAUAUAUAUAUAUAUAUAUACAUUAUAUUGUAGCUAUGCAAAGAUUCGGAGAUCCAGAAACUACAAUUGCUGUGAUAUCUACGAAGAGGGGGGGGGGGUCAAGUCUACAAUACUGUUUCAUGAUUGUAUCAAAUGAUCAAGCAAGCAUGCUCAUGCUACACCCAUGAUGCAAUGAAGUCCUUUAGACAAGAGAAAGUGUUUUGUUAUGUUACACUUUUAAUGUGCUUAUAAGUCAGACCUAUGAUUCAUUCAAAAGUUUGAAAGCUAAAAGGUACCUAGGCUACUGUUGGGAAAUGAAGAGAUAUUGCAAUUAAGGUUUCACAUUGCAUGACUAGUAUUGAUUGUGUCUGUACUUGAUUGUUUGAUUUGUGACGUUAUGUCUAGAGGAUCGCAACGUUAAUCAUAUUCAACAUUUCCAAAUAGAUCAGUCUAUUUGAAUAUCUUAUUUUUUCCAUUCCGUUCCAUUUAUGUAACAUGAUAUUAGAAAAUAGAAUUCCUUUGUAACAAGACAUGGCACGGAAUUAAUCUGAAAUAAUCUUUCCGUCGAUUCACCUGUCAGAAUUCUUGGUGCAUACAAGGUGACUACGGUGUAGUUCAUUAACAUAUCUGAAGUAUACGUAUAUUUAGAAAUCAUGGCAGCGUCAAAUUGGUUUGUCAUAAUUGAUAAUGCGAAACUGAUUAUUCAUAGAAGUCAGGGCAGACUCAUUAUCUGUACGUAGAGUUUUGAUUUAGUUCACUAAUCCCUUGCUAGUUCUUUGUUGCGAAGCAACAUAAAUUACCGCAAUCCCCACCUAUAGUCAGUACUAUCUACAUCUAUAUAUAUACAUAUACAAGCAAGUAUCACAUUGGCAGUAAUUCGGCUCCUUCUGACUGAGAACAUGCCCUAUCAUCGCCCCAUUCCACUUUCCGGCUCCAGCGUCCUUUGCAUCCGAGCACGUGAGUAGGCUUCCGAUUCAUCGGGCACCGGAAGAUCACACAGUGGAAGAGGCACUGCAGGGAGAGGGGGCACAGUGAGAUCGAACACCCGCAAUCUCAUUACGUGGUCCUUCCCUCGCCAGGGAACAUUUCAGUCGUGCCUCUUGGGAGAAAGCUGCCCCCCCACCCUUACCGCCAGAUGUACCGAUGUUUCAUCACUUCCCUUGUACAUAGCCGUUGUAUAUGAUACAGGGUACCGGCAUUCUGUUCGAUCUGUCAUUGUAUCAGCCAGACUAGUACGAACGGGGCACAAGCAAGGACAAGCGUAGGAAGCAGCUAUUCGCCACCGGUACGUACCUUGGACAGCGUACAAGUAUGCGGGAAACGACGAAAGAGAUGCCAGAAAAGAAGGGGAGGGGCAAAGUCAAGAUGGACAACCUGGAAAUUUCACCUGCAGAAGGAUCUCCCAACCUGGACCCUGGUGUGUUGACGCCAGGGGACGUCUGUCUCCCCGGGUUUGUGACACAGAAUGGUACUGAUCACCAGACCGAGCCACUAAGCGGACUGAAAACACAGCCAAGGCGGCCAACAGAACUAGAUAUCAGCGACAGCUCCCUCAAGUCUUCCCGAGCGCGAGUGCCGACGGCCUACGAGAUCUCCUCGGCCAAACAGGCCACGACUGCGGUCGUACACAUCCCAGAGACGCAGAAUCUACAGUACCUAAUGCCUCCGGAACCGCAUCCACCGAUCAUCAAACCUCAGAGAGCCAACGACUCAGGCGUGGAGAGCUGUGAGAGUGAAGCUUGCACGAAAUUAGGAAGUACGCAAGAACCACAAAAACCUAUCGUCUUCACAUUCGAGGUACCUUACGCGUUGGUACAGCAACGGUACGACCAGCCGCAUUUGGUUGUUUUUGACAGCGAGGAGAACAACAAGGAUGACACGCAAACACAAAAGACAUCCGGUACUGAAAGUAAAGAGUCUGUAGUAACUGUGGGUAGCCGUGGUGCUGAAACGCGAUCCAAGGAACGCAGAUAUUGUGACGGCUGCACUCUUACCAUAGUUCUGAUCGUCAUCAUCGUGGUAGGAAACAUCAUCGGCGCUGUGUACGUCUACCACAAGUACAACAUGAUCAACAGCAGUUUACCAGCCACAAUCUCCCCUGUGUUAACGACGACCCCCACGACUCGUGAGGCCGGACGGCAGCCCGACGAGCCGCCGACUGUCUCAGCAGUUAGAGAUGCAGACGACACAAUCUGGGUCAGAUUUACUAGCGCAGUCACCUCGUCAGACUUCCGGUGACGUCAGCACACAGCUUCCGGUGCGAUGAUAGGAGGCCCUGCGAUAUAACGAGGUGAUAAUUUUCCAAGCAAAGAGUUCAGGUAUAAUCCUUUCCAAGACACUAUUAGGGAGUGUUUCGAGCAUUUCUUGUAAAAUAUUCGAACAUUUUGCAAUAUUUCAUCGAUGCACCAUAAAUGAACGUUUUGGACCUGUACCAUAACAUCUUCCUCUGCUGUAGAAUUAAAAAUUCAAAAAGACAAACGACAUUUCACCUUAAAGUCUUAUGAAUUGAAGGAGUUAACAUUAACAACUAAAAUUCAUACAAUUACUGUCUAUUUCAUUAUGACCCCAAAAUCUUUCGAAAUUGCUACAGCUGCAUGAUGUAGAUUUUAAUGUAAGAAAGGUCUUAAACAUCAAGUUAGAAAUGCUCAAACAUGUCCCCGGUAAUGUCUUGGAAUAGACAUAUACAAACCCACUGCAAUGAUAGUGCUGUAAAACACACUAGAUGGGUGCCACACGAACAGAUAAAACACGGCAAUUCCUGGAAGAAUUCUCCAAAACCAAUUUUGAGAAGUAGAACUAUUUUUGUAGAGAUUAAACUCUAGAUGCUUAUUUUUUUGGACAUAUAGUCAUGGCGUGUCUCAUCUAUUUAUUUGUAGAUCUGUGAAUAGAUAUGGAGAGAAUCUCUCAGCAAAGACUUAUAACAGAGCUUUGAUCUUCUACACACAUGUAUCUAUGAAGCAAACUCCUGCCAUUUGUAUGUGGUAUUCAAUAGAACUAUACAACAGAGUGAACCAAUAUCAGGUUAUAUCUAGUCAAUAGUGUGUCACGAAGGGAUUGUACGAUAUUGAUCCAAUAUAGAAGCUUUAUUUUAACAUACAGAGGGUCUAACCAAAGCAAAACUAUUAUUCUCGAGUUUUUCAAAGUGAUGCUCAAUCCAGUACAUUUUUUUGUAUACCAUUAUCAGUAAAACAAUUUUCUAACUCUCCAGCAAUUGGUAUAUAUUCAUAAUUACAGAUUCAUGACUAGCAAAUGUUGACUAGCAAAUAAAUUUAGGUAUGGAACAUGAUACACGCAGGGAGAACAUAAAGAAGUCAUAUUCGUAAUAACUUCAUUUCAAAUAUACAUUAUAUAUUUUGUAAUACUGUCUGAUGGCUGAAAUGAAUUCUUGACUUUUACUACAAUGUUUGGACCGAAAUUUGCUUAGUUCGCGAAAGUCCUUCUUGUCAGCUUGAAGUUUUACCAAUGAAAUACAUGUUAUCUUGUAAUCAUGUCCUCCUCUACUAGUACAUACGGCAUGACGUCAUUUAAUGAAGAGCGAUGUGCCCAUCUGAUUUCAUUGUUCAGAAUAACAUCACUGUUUUUGCAAUCACCGGCCUAAAGGUGGGCACCGCUGACCUUACGGAAGGUCAAAUUUCAUCCAGAUUCAGAAAAAAACAUUCUAAAUCGAUUCGUAAAUGUGUAAAUAACACAUUUGUAUUCAUUCCUUCCGGCAAGGACUCUUCAUAAUCUAAUUGCCAUGCCCUUGUUAGUGUAUUUCUACGUCCUUACGAGGGGCACUAAACUAUCGAGAGUCGUUUAGGCUGCCUGGUGAGGAAUAUAAAUUACACAACUAAACACGCAUUAACAUUGCCGACCCCUUGAGCUCUACCACAGGAAAUGUAGGAAAACCUUCCCCUUCCGUACGCCAAUGGUCCCGGUGAAAUAUCGUACAAUCCCUCGUGUCCUGAGAGAAAUAUGACAAAUGAUCAGGUGGAAUU
This is a messenger RNA of Branchiostoma floridae (Florida lancelet), 4100 nucleotides long. RefSeq lists its product as uncharacterized. Lineage: Eukaryota; Metazoa; Chordata; Leptocardii; Amphioxiformes; Branchiostomatidae. Bases 1435 to 2361 code for a protein of 308 amino acids. The transcript is spliced from 2 exons. The record is from RefSeq and is a predicted model, not a curated record.